AUGACAGAGGUAAGAUGGAAGGAGAAAGGUGACAUGAAGAGUGGUGAUUUUCGAACGAUAUAUUCGGGGGGACAAGAGACACAACGUGGUGCAGCGUUGCUACUUGACAAGCAGUCCAGCCAAGCGGUAGUGGAGGUUGAUUGCAUCAGUGACAGGUUGAUGGUGGUGCGGUUGUGUGGAACACCAGUAGAUCUAGUGGUGAUGGUUGUAUACAUGCCAACCAGCAAUCAUACAGAUGUGAAGGUGGAGGAAUUGUAUGACAAAAUUGAAGAAAAAUUAUCUACAUGUAGAGGUAAAGAUUACGUAGUGGAACUUGGAGAUAUGAACGCAACUGUUGGAGAAGAAAAGAUCUUGAACGUGGUCGGAAAUUAUGGACUGGGGACAAGAAAUAUCAUGGGUGAGAUGCUAGUAGACUUUUGUGUGAGAAACAAGCUGUCGAUAACAAACACAUUGUUCAAGAACAACGACAGAAGAAGAUACACUUGGAAAGCUCCAGGAGACAUAAGGAGAUUGCAGCUGGAUUACAUCAUCGUCAGACAAAGGUAUAAGACAAGUGUAAAGAACUCGUGUUCCUACCCAGGUGCAGAUGUUGAAUUAAUCUUAAAAUGGGACAGAGAACAACUAAAGACGGAAAAAGCAGAGGAGUACGUGAAUGCAACCUACAACGAACUGGCGAAAAACACCGAAAGUGCAAUCACAGUAAACAAUGGAUGGGGAAGAUUGCGGAAUACAAUGAUGAAAGGAGCAGAAAACACCAUUGGUAAGGUUAAAACGAAGAGAAUAAAGAAGCCUCGGGUGACUGAAGAAAUGCUGGUAAAGAUGGAUGAGCGAAGAAAGUGGAAAAAUGUCAACACCGAAGUGGGCAAGGGAAAAUAUCGGAAACUGAACAACGAAUUGAGAAGAACAACGGACUGGCCAAGAGAACAGUGGUGGGAAGAAGAGUGUAGAGAAAUAGAAAGACUGGAUGACAUGGGAAGAUACGAUCAAGUAUACCAGAGAGUAAAGAAAUUAACAUCCGACAAGAGAAGUAACAAUGCUCAAAGAUAA
Messenger RNA from Penaeus chinensis, 1047 nucleotides. RefSeq names its product craniofacial development protein 2-like. NCBI's taxonomy places the organism in Eukaryota, Metazoa, Arthropoda, Malacostraca, Decapoda, Penaeidae. The record is from RefSeq and is a predicted model, not a curated record. The coding region runs from base 1 to 1047 and encodes 348 amino acids. The transcript has a single exon.